This is a messenger RNA of Bombyx mandarina (wild silkworm), 848 nucleotides long. RefSeq lists its product as uncharacterized. The record is from RefSeq and is a predicted model, not a curated record. NCBI's taxonomy places the organism in Eukaryota, Metazoa, Arthropoda, Insecta, Lepidoptera, Bombycidae.
GUCUGUCAUUAUACGAUCAAAAUGUAUAUGGUUAAAUUGGGCGGGAAUCGUAUCGAUCUCUCGCAUAUAUAAAAUGUGUGAUGAAGGCGCGCGGCUCAAACAGUCGAAACACACCGCAUCAUGCACGCGUACAUCGCGCUCGUAGUCAUCGUGGCGGCGCCCGCGCUCGCCGCCCCAGGAGACCGCAUCGGAUACGACCGAGAAAUCGACAGCGCCAGAUACAAACAAAUCCCGAAACAUCACGAUUACGUUCUAAACGAAGAGUAUUUGGCGUCACAGAAGAACAGGGCCAAACUCAUCACCAGAAUAAGACCCGACGAACCUGUAGUGGCAGAUAAUGUUAUUUUGGAAUCGAACGUGGUCAAGAUAGUGAGACCCUCGAAGAGGGAAGUGGAACGCGACAUCGGUACGGCACUAGUGCGAUUAAGGCGCGGAUACAACUUGGAAAACGUUAGAGUACCAGCGAGAUAUCCGUAUCUGGCGGUGCCUAAAUACUACCGCAACCGUCAUUGGGGCUAGUAGCCGAGUGGUGUUAAGUCGCGACGGCCAGCCGCGCAUCCUCCUAUGUCAAGGCUACGCUGAAACCACUAUACCUGUGAAGACGGCGAUUCGCGUCUAGAACGCAUCUCUCAUGCAGUGUGCGUGCAAUUCGCUAACACGUCUGUUUAGUUGUUGUGUAUUAUGUAUUUACAAAGUGGCUGUGAACGAGAGCUCGUUUGAUGCAGUUAUGCUAGCAACGUUUCAGCAACGAUUUACAGAAUAGACUCUCAUGAACUUAAGAGCAAAGCUAAUUAUUAUAUUAACAAAAUAAAUACUUAGAGUAAUAAAAAUGUUAUUGAAAUUUAAAA